CCUCAGUGCAUUCCCAACACAACAACAACCCAAGAACCAGCCCACACAAGACACAUCGUCGCGCCCUCGCUCCGCUUGCUUGCUGCUGGGAUGUCGUAUGAUGAGGACCUGCACACCAACGCGGUGUUUGCCGCCCUCAAGGCAUCACAUGCACGCCAGUUUGUAGACCCCAAAACUCACGUGUUUGUGCCACGAACAGGGAGCUUUCACAUGGACAAGCUGUCAGGGAGAGAUUUGGCAGCCCACAUACUCCGAGACACGCCCACGCAGACAUCUGAAGCAAGCGCCACAACAGCAGAAGGAGCCGCGCGAACACAUACCAUGCUCUCAAAUGACCUCAUCUCAGUCCGCGUGGAGGGCAAGCAGCUUCACGUCCUGGACGCCAGUGGCAGAACGAAGCGCACUUGCACCAUCCUCUUCGAUGAAACCUUCUACACAGAUGACGACAAGGCGUUUGUUGUCAACUGCAUCGAUCAACCCCUCUCUGGAUCGAUUGCCACGGUCAAGGCAGCAGCACCACUCAAGUCAUACGACGAAUGCAUCAGCUUACUCGUCGAUGUGCCAGGCCGCAAGUUUGGCCCGCGGGCAGAGGCUCGGAUGAACGCUGUCUGCACCGCCAUCAAGCAAGCCUCCUCCGCCGCAGAGGCCACGGAGCGCGUGCACGCUGCGUUCUCGGAUCUCGUGCGCCUGGCACAGCGCGACUCCGCCCUCCGCAAGCGCUGGCGCCGCAGUCAGCAGGAUGCAGCCAACAUCAAACUUGCCCUCGAAACCAUCUUACUGGCCCGCGUGUAUGACCUGAUGCUGCCGUUCUUUGCAGAGGAGUGCGCACAACAGGAUAUUGUGCUGAACAAGGCCUGCCGCAAUUUGGCCACCGCCGAGCCGUCCCUGCUUGGACUGGCGCCCGAAUUCACACGCGCCGCAAACGAUGCCGUCAAGACGCUGCGUGGGGUUGCGGCUGCGCGGACGCCGCUGCAGAAGCUCCAGUCACUGCAGCACGCGGUGCAUGUGCUGGUCACCUCGGCCUCACCCUCCACCCCGCUCGCCGCCGACGACCUCGUUACAGCACUCUGCAUUGUCGUGAUUCGAUCGGAGGUUUCCCACUGGCACGCGUACCUCGCAUUCCUCGCAGAGAUGACGGGGCUGAGCAACACGCUCACGGAAGAGGAGUCCUACUACCUGACGAGUCUGGAGGCGGCGGUGUCGCACGUGUCGCAAAUCGACAUUGCCGACGACAAAUACUUCACGUGGAUCCCAGGCGAAGGGGACGCAGCGAUUGCGCCGCUGUUCCGGGCGGUGGUGGACGACGACCUCGACGCCGUCAAGCAGCACCUCGCAUCCGCAACACCAGCAGCAACAGCAACGGCAACAACAGCAAACGGAACAGCAGCAGCAACAGAAACAGCAGCAACAGAAACAGCAGCAAGCAUCAAGGAUGCAACACAGGGCCGUGACCAUGACGCAACGCCGCGUGACCAUGACGCAACAGCACGGCCAUCAUCAUCGUCGUCAUCAUCAUCGCCGUCGUCGUCGUCGUCUGUCAAACGGAGCGAGCGGCUUGGGUCGACCGGGUGCCACCCGCUGUGCACGUGCUACAGGUGCAAACCCGUCAGCGACGUCGCCCUAUUGCGCGACGCAGCAGACAGAACGCCGUUGCAUAUCGCUGCUCUCCUUGGACGUGUGGGCAUUCUGGAAUUCCUUCUCAAGCGAAGUGCAACGGCAGAGGUGUUUGACAACAAGAACGCAACCCCCCUCCACUUUGCGUGUGCGCGCAACAAGACAACGGCUGCUCUCCUCCUCCUGGAAACAGCGAGCGUCAACCUCACAGACCGCCAGGGCAACACUCCGCUCCACAUCUGCGCAGACAGAGGCCACGUCCAGACAGCAAAGGCGCUUGUGAUGAGCAGCAACCCGCGGUUGAAUGCGCGCAACAGCGUCGGGGACACACCGCUGCACAUGGCUGCACACUGGGGAUAUGAGGAGCUCGCUGCGCUGCUGCUGCAAUUCUCUGCGGAUGUAAACACGCUCGACCGCCAGGGCAGGGCUCCCAUCAACAUGGCCCACUCAAAGGGUGUUCGACGGCUGCUUGAUCGGCACCGCGGUGCAUCGACGCCGACCGUGGCCACGGGCCCACCCCUCGCCAGCCCUGCUGCAGCACCACGCACGCGCACGCGCACACGCCACCAGCACCAGCAGGGGCAGCAGGGACGAGUGAGGACUCGUGGUAGUGGCAGCGACAGCGGUGGCCGGGGAGUGCCCACAGCAACGACGACAACGACGACGACGACGACGACGGCGUCGAUAUCAACAGCGUCAACCAUAUCUGGUGGGAGCGCGCGUGUGUCCGUGCACCGCGAUGAGGAAGACGAGGAAGGGGCUGAUGCUGGCGCGCAGUCUGACACGUUUGAGGACGAUGCGAGCGACGUGAGGUGGAUGAGGAGCAGCAACACUGGCACCACCACCAGCAGCGGCGGCGGUGGCGGUACAGAUGGUGGCGGUGGUGGAUUGCUGUCUCGAGCGAGGCCUGGUCGAGGCUCCGGCUCACGGCGGCACAGCGGCAGCAGCGAACACGGCAGCACUGGCAGCGGUGGCAACGGUGGUGGAGGAGGUGGAGGUGGUGGUGUGUUUGUGAGUGGACAGCCACUUAGUCGCACCAACUCCAUGCACGCGUCCAUGGAGCACUUGUUAGCGGACGACAAAGAGCGGUGGCUGGAUCUUGUCUUUGAGGCGAUUGAGGAGGGCGAGGUUGAACUGGUCAAAUACCGCCUUCGUCUCGGCCCAGACGAGCACAACCCUUAUGCCCAGGACAAGUGCCACCCGCUCUGUCAGUGUGAGCGUUGUUCGCGCAUGAUCCGCGCACCGCCCGGCUCCCACAUCACCAUCAACAGCCAGAACACAGACGGCUUCACGCCGCUUCUGGUGGCUGCGCGCUACGGGCAGACGGCGGUGGUGCGAGCGCUGCUCGACUAUGGCGCCGCCGUGGACGCCCGCGUCAACAACGGCCUCAGUGCACUGCACUUUGCCUGCCAGUACGACCACCGCGAGAUUGCGGGCCUGCUGUUGCAUGCAGGCAUGAAUGCCAACGUGCACCGAGGCGAAGCAGGCGCAACACCGCUGCACCUCGCAGCGACAAACGGGCACACGGCGUGUGUGCGCAUCCUGCUUGAUGCCGGCGCGGACGUGAAUGCGCUUGAUGAGAAGGGCAACACCCCUCUGCACGCUGCGUGUCGCUGGGGCCACCGCAAUGCGGUUGAAAUGCUUCUUCGCGCAGGCGCCGACCCAGCCGUCAACAACACAGCUGGCAAAGCCCCAGCACAGGAAUCUCGAAGCGAGGCGUUGCAAGCGUUGCUGCAGAGAGCAGAGGACUUUCAAAACCCAGACGCAAUACAAAUCUCCGGGCUCCCACCACACCUCUCGGAUCUUGAAGGGACAUACGACAGGAAGGGCCAGUUGAUGGGCGAGAUGGUGACAGUGGUGGGGGACCCGGUGUCGUUCCCCGUAUUCAAACUUCGCCGCGCCGACCGCACAGCAACUGCCACGGACACCACCACGGACACCACCACGGACACCACCACCACCACCACGGACAGCAGCAGUAAAGAGGGUGCCGGUGAUGGGUUCGUGGUGCCAACUGGAGCCCUCGGUGGUGACAACAGCGCCAGGGCUGAUGGUAAUGGUGAUGGUGAUGGUGGUGGUGGUGGUGGUGGCGGCGGCGAAGACCACGCCGAUGCCGACACGACCAUCACGGAGGACGAACAAGCAGCAGAGGAGGAAACAGCGAGGAGCGAUGAAGCCAAGAAUGAUGAGCGUGCAGAAACCGCUGAUGCUGAUGGUGGUGAAGGAGCCACACAGGCACACGAGGACGGGGAUGAAGAAGGGGGAGAGGAUGAGGGAGAGGAUGGGGAUGACGUGUUUUUGUAUUAUCAUGCACCGACGCAGUCGUGGUGCCUUGGGCGACGGCUUGGGUCACCGACACCGCUGCUGUUCAACCGAGACCCUGUCCCUCACCCGAUUCGCCUCUCAUCAAAGGCAUGGACCCUCUGCAAACACGAGAGCAACGACGACGACGCUACUGCAAGUGACACAAGCAUGCCACCAACAACAAGCCCCGUCCAUGUCACACUUGAACCCGCCACACCUCCACAAACUGCCACUGCCAGCGACUGAUGUGAGUCGAUGUGUUGCGUUCUGGACAUGCGGUGCUUGAAGGUCUUCAAUGCAAUACACAUGAUUGCGUGUGCCUUUUCUUUCUUCGUUUCUGCGUUUGAUGAGACAUGACGCAAUUCAGUUGUUUGUGUGGUUUUUGCUGACAUUUGCAAGCAAGAGUGCAGCGGACGUUGUGGGAUUUGAGUGAGCAAUGCCUGUAUGCAUUGUUGCUUCUGGUCUCGUCAUUCAACC
Salpingoeca rosetta is the source of this 4395-nucleotide messenger RNA. RefSeq lists its product as uncharacterized. The transcript has 24 exons. The record is from RefSeq and is a predicted model, not a curated record. Gene Ontology annotation, biological process: early endosome to late endosome transport. NCBI's taxonomy places the organism in Eukaryota, Choanoflagellata, Craspedida, Salpingoecidae. The coding region runs from base 91 to 4164 and encodes 1357 amino acids. Gene Ontology annotation, molecular function: guanyl-nucleotide exchange factor activity; SNARE binding. Gene Ontology annotation, cellular component: plasma membrane; tubular endosome; transport vesicle.